AUGACACCAACUUGGCUAGUUUGCCCUGCAUGGCGCGUUAAGGAUGACAGCUACGAUUACUUUCAGUUCAUUCAAGAAGUUUCAGCUAAAUUCAACCUGCCAAAUGAACCUGAUGUGAACCUGCAGGACUCCUCAGGAGUUGAUGUAGAUGCUGACAUUUUUGAUGAGUUAGUGAGAUCUGCUGCAGUAUCUUUCAAGGUGUCUAAUGAGGACUCUGCUGAGAAAGAGGUCUCUGAGGCCUCCUUCUGCUCAGAUGAGGGGUCAUUCUCACCCAUUGAGUCUGUGAGGUCAUUCUCAUCAGUUGAGUCUGUGAGUUCAGGCUCCACUGUAAUUACAGAAUGCACCAAAGCACGGAAAAGGCAACUGGUAGAAGGACCACCUGACAGUAAGGCAGCAAAAGAUAUGGUCUAUGUAGCUCUACAUCAAAAAACCGGGGGUGAAGACAUAUUCAAAGAGUACAAUGUGACCAAAGGCCUUUCUGAUCAAACAAGAAGGAAACUCGUCAACAUCCUGGUGGCAGAUAUGAUCGAGAGUCAUGGGAGGGUCCCACCAAUCAAUGUCCGCGUGACCUAUGCCCUUGGAAUAGUCACCCUUUUCCCCAAUUUGAAGGACACAGCUUCACCAACUGGUUAUGAACAUUACUACGAUCCUCACAGUGGCCAAGGUUACCUGGCUUACAGAUUGAAAACGGUUCAGCGCAAUACCACAAGUGACUUCAAGAGGACCUCCAAGUCUGCUAAACAACAUGGCCCUAAGACCCUCGCUUGGAUUAUCACUGUCUGCAAAGGCCUUCGCCCUGGUACACAUGUGGAUGACCUUCUGUCUGCUCAAGAAGAAUCAAAUGAUUAUGGUUGGGACAGUGACUUGGCAGCUAUCCUCCUGCUCGUUCAUCUCUUGCCUCCAACCGCAAAAGGACAAAGACAUGGGAAAAUCAGUGCCACUGAAGCUACUGACCAUGUGGUCAAGUUCAUGAAGGUGGGGACAAGCAUGGUGACAUUCCUUGAAAGAGUUGGAUCAGCACAGCCCUUCCUCCUCUGUGUUGGACAAAAGAAGAGUAGUAUCCAGAAGUUUUACAUCAUCCUCGAUCAGAAGGCCAUUCCCUGCGUGGCACAGACAGCUGUGGCUGCCUUGACGAACUGUUUAAGGCCCACCGUCUUUGCUGUAUCCUACGAUGAGGCCUUGUGCAACUUCUACACCUUCAUUCAGACUACAGUGUAUGGGAUUGACGUCGGCACUACAAAAGAGAGUCCCGGGUCAAGGAAACCGGGCAAAAGUAUAUCAUAUUGA
Messenger RNA from Perca flavescens (yellow perch), 1287 nucleotides. RefSeq lists its product as uncharacterized. Lineage: Eukaryota; Metazoa; Chordata; Actinopteri; Perciformes; Percidae. The transcript has 10 exons. Bases 1 to 1287 code for a protein of 428 amino acids. The record is from RefSeq and is a predicted model, not a curated record.